ACCGUUGGGGCUUGGUACAGAGAGUGGCGAGAGGGCUGGCGUGACGCUUUGCGUGUGAGAGUCAGAGGGAAGGCUGCUGGAGCUGCUGGAGGUCGUAGGUCGCCCACACUCACCUACACAGAGGAGAGGCCCGUGGAGCUGUCUGGGUGUGAGUGAGCGCCCUCUAGUGGAGUCCUGCAGAGCUGCUGUCUGUUUUCAUCAUCAGCAUUUCAAGAAGUCUAUGGUCCAACGCUGAGCAGAGACCAUGUGGUGUUUGGAGCUUCUCUUACCGCUGCUGUUAAUCAUCAACGAUGGCAGCUGCCAGUGGAACGUCUGGGUUCCUCGGGACAUCUCGGCCAUGACGAACUCCUGCGUGGUCAUCCCGUGCACCUUCAUGUACCCGUCCGGCAUCAGGCCGUACCGCGGCACCCACGGCAUCUGGUACUUCGGCCAGCCGUACCCUCAGCUCUUCCCCCCCGUCGUCUUCAAGACGCGCACCGACGUGGUGCACGAGAGCUACAAGGGCCGCACCAAGCUGCUGGGCGACCUGCUGCAGAGGAACUGCACCCUGCUCAUCAACAACAUCGGCUCCGAGCACUCGGGCAGAUACUACUUCCGCGCUGACCUCGGUGGAGCCAACAUGUACACGUACCCGGACUACUCUGAGCUCAAAGUCCUGGAUCAACCCACCAUCGACGUCCCGGAGGAGAUCGUCAGCGACGAGAGUCUGGAGCUGACGUGCUACGCUCCAGACAACUGCCCCGACCUGACCCCAGAGAUCCAGUGGAUGUACACCGACUACCUGCCCGACCCGGAGUUCAGCUCCGACUACCUGGAGGAGAGCAACACGGCGGUCCUCUCCAACACCCUCUCCUUCACCCCCAGGCCCAUGCACAACGGGCAGCUCCUGGGCUGCAGGGUCUUCUACCCCAACACCACGCUGGUCUACGAGAGGCUCAUCUCUCUCGACAUCAAGUACGCUCCACGCUCGGUGUGGGUGAACGUGUCCUCGGAGGUGAUGGAGGGCAGCUCUGUGACGCUGCACUGCGAGGUGGACAGUAACCCUCCCUCCAGGAUCGCCUGGAUGUUCGGGGAGCAGGAGCUGCUGUGGGACAAGGCGCCCAACGUCUCCCUCUCCCUGGACGACGUGACGCCCGCGCAGGAGGGCCUCUACACCUGCAUCGGGGACAACGGCUACGGGGUCAUGAACACUUCCCUGUACCUGGCUGUCAAGUACCCUCCCCGCGAGCCGGUGGUGAACGACUCCAUGACGGUGCAGGAGGGCUCCUCGCUGGCUCUGCACUGCAGCACCCAGGGGAGCCCCGCCCCAACGCUCACCUGGCUCAAGGACGGCGAGCUGGUCGGCACCAUCACCGCCGACGAGCUGUCGGUGCUGCAGGUGGUGGAGAUCACGCCGCAGGGCGACGGCCAGUACCGCUGCCUGGCCGAGAACGAGCACGGGAGAGCCAGCAGCUCCUUCAACAUCACCGUUGAGUACUCCCCGGUGCUUCUGGAGGAGUCAAAGUGCACCGUGGUCAGGGAGGGCGUCCAGUGCGUGUGCGUGGCCAUGGGAAACCCCGAGCCCACCAUCGAGUUCUACCUGCCCGACCUGAACGUCACCAUCAACGAAACGGACGGCCGGUACAACUUCUACACGCACACGGACGGCCACACCUCCACGGGCAUGAUCAAGCUGCGGGAGAAAGGCGAGCGCGUCGACAACGGGGGACCCGCCGUCAACGUCCACUGCAGCAUCGCCAACGCGUACGGGAGGCGCAGCGUGCCGCUGGAGCUGCAGCAGGAGAAAAAGUACAUGAUGGCGGUUAUAGUCGGCACCAUUGGAGGGGUGGCGGUCAUAGCCUUCAUCAUCGCAGCAGUGCGAUACGUCGGCCACAACAACAAAAAAGAGAAUGGCAACCCUAGGCAGGAAGUGGUCCUGGAGAACCCAGCUUUGUACUACAGCGCAGUCAAGAAGGACAAACAAAAUCUGAGGAAGAAAGUGCUUAAGACAGAGCUGUUGGGCUCAAAGUUUAACUCCAUUCUAGAGGAGACUACGGGAGAAGACGGGGAUUAUCAACCUGUGGGCUCUAUGGCAGGACUGGAGAGGCAAGAGCUGAACUACGCCGCUCUGGAGUUCCUCGGGGCUCGGCCCAGGGAAGGGGCCUCGGGGAGGGGGGACGACGGCAGCAACUACUCGGAAAUCAAAGCCAAAUGAAUAGCAAUCCUUCCCUGAUGCCUCGGCUACGCGAGAUACAGUGGCAGCCCCAGCACAUGUUUUGCCCCCCCCCCCCCCCACCCACACGCACACUUUGAUAACCCCCCCGCCCCCUCCCCGACCUCCACUGGAUUCAUCCCAUCCCAUUUGUCACAUUUAAUGCAGCACUCUGGUGCCACUACUCCCCUUACCUGCUGCCCCUCCUCCAUUGGACGCCCCUUCACACACCAUCAUUUUCAAGGAAAACUGGUACUUUUUUUGGGGAGGUAGGGGGGGGGGGGGGGGGUGUUCAGGGCGUGACCCACGGGACGACGUCAAAGAACUAAAAUGUCUGGCCGCUAUUGCAGUACAUGGGCUCCAAAACACGCGGGGCUAACCCGGCGAGCGCGCUUUCUGUUGCCUUCCACGCGUUGUCACGACGCAGGGUCCG
This is a messenger RNA of Pungitius pungitius (ninespine stickleback), 2624 nucleotides long. It is a transcript of the gene mag, whose product is annotated as myelin associated glycoprotein. The transcript has 12 exons. The record is from RefSeq and is a predicted model, not a curated record. Bases 245 to 2194 code for a protein of 649 amino acids. Lineage: Eukaryota; Metazoa; Chordata; Actinopteri; Perciformes; Gasterosteidae.